This is a messenger RNA of Calidris pugnax (ruff), 6454 nucleotides long. It is a transcript of the gene WWC2, whose product is annotated as WW and C2 domain containing 2. Gene Ontology annotation, biological process: negative regulation of organ growth; regulation of DNA-templated transcription; cell migration. Bases 223 to 3786 code for a protein of 1187 amino acids. Lineage: Eukaryota; Metazoa; Chordata; Aves; Charadriiformes; Scolopacidae. Gene Ontology annotation, molecular function: molecular adaptor activity; kinase binding. The record is from RefSeq and is a predicted model, not a curated record. The transcript has 23 exons. Gene Ontology annotation, cellular component: cytoplasm.
CGCCGGCAACCCUGACCCGGGCUGCCGCGGCGCGGGCGAGGCGGCAGCCCCGGCAUGGUGGACUGAGCCCCCGGCGGCGGAGGAGUGCUUCCCCUGAGCGGCCCGCUGCCUGCCUUCCCCCCCACCCUGCCGCCGGCCCCUUUCCCCGUCCCGGGUGAGGGCUUUUCCCGCUUCCCGGCUUUCUUUCUGUCCCUAUGGAGCAGCUACCCGCCUCGCCCGACCAUGCCUAGGAAAGCGGGGAAUGGGCAGCUCCCUUUACCCGACGGCUGGGAGGAGGCGAGGGAUUACGACGGGAAAAUCUUCUACAUCGACCACAACACGAAACAGACCAGCUGGAUCGACCCCCGGGACAGGUUAACAAAGCCCUUGUCAUUUGCGGAUUGUGUUGGGGAUGAACUGCCGUGGGGAUGGGAAGCUGCAUAUGAUCCUCAGAUUGGUGUAUACUAUAUUGAUCAUGUCAACCAAACAACACAAAUAGAAGAUCCCAGGAAACAAUGGAGGCAAGAACAAGAGAGAAUGUUAAAAGAUUAUCUUACGAUAGCCCAGGAUGCUCUCAGUACCCAGAAAGAACUGUACCAGGUGAAAGAACAGAGGCUGGCACUUGCGCUGGACGAGUACGUGCGGUUGAAUGAUGCCUACAAAGAAAAAUCAAGCUCUCGUACAAGCCUGUUCUCAGGCUCCUCAUCGAGCACAAAGUAUGACCCUGACAUUCUGAAGGCUGAAAUCUCCACUACAAGAUUAAGGGUUAAGAAGCUGAAGAGGGAACUCUCUCAGAUGAAGCAAGAGCUGCUGUACAAGGAGCAGGGCUUUGAAACGCUGCAACAAAUUGACCAAAAAAUGUCUGGAGGCCACAGCGGGUAUGAACUAUGUGAGGCCAAAGCCAUCCUGAGUGAACUGAAGUCCAUCAGAAAGGCCAUCAGUUCAGGGGAGAGGGAAAAACAAGAUUUAAUGAAGAGUCUUGCAAAGCUGAGAGAGAAAUUCAAUCUUGAGCAGACCAUCGAGACGUCUGAACCAGACCUGAGUUCCAGCUCCGUAAACUCCCAGCUGUGUUUUUCCAGACAAACUCUGGAUGCAGGGUCUCAGACUGACAUUUCUGGGGAGGUUGGAGUAAGAAGUAGAUCAAAUUUAGCCGAGAAGGUCAGACUAAGUCUUCAAUAUGAAGAGGCAAAAAGAAGCAUGGCUAACUUGAAGAUUGAACUCUCUAAGCUUGAUAGUGAAGCCUGGCCUGGGGCACUGGAUGUGGAAAAGGAAAAACUCAUGUUAAUCAAUGAAAAAGAGGAGCUUUUAAAGGAACUCCAGUUUAUUACACCCCGCAAACGUACUCAAGAUGAGCUGGAGCAGCUGGAAGCAGAAAGGAAGAGGCUUGAAGAAGAGCUGCUGUCUGUAAAAAGCACACCCAGUCAAGCACUUGCUGAAAGAUUGAAGCUAGAGGAGAGAAGAAAAGAGUUGGUACAGAAACUUGAAGAAACUACGAAGUUAACUACGUAUUUGCAUUCACAACUUAGGAGCCUCUCAGCAAGUACCUUAUCUGUGUCUUCAGGGAGCAGUCUGGGGUCGCUGGCAUCCAGCCGGGGGUCCCUGAACACCUCAAGCAGAGGGUCCCUGAACUCCCUCAGCUCCACAGAGCUCUACUAUAACCAAGGGGAUCAAAUAACGGAUUUGGACUAUCAGUAUAAACUCGACUUCAUACUGCAAGAAAAAAGUGGUUACAUCCCUUCGGGGCCUAUCACCACUAUCCAUGAGAACGAAGUGGUGGGUUCCCAUGGGAGGCUGGGUUACAGUGACUCUCCUUCAGCUGCAGACCAUCCCAAAUUGACUGAACCUCCCAAAUCCGUGACGUCGCUUUCUUCCAGGUCCUCGCUGUCCUCCUUGUCCCCCCCAGGCUCCCCUUUGGUUUUAGAAACUGCGUUUUCCGUGUCGACUCAAAAUUCCCCUCUGCAUCACCUCACUACGGACUUUGAAGACUGUGGCAUUUCGGGUGAUUUUGCCGGCAUUAGUCUCUGUGAGAACCAAAUAUUGUUGGACUCUGAAGCCAGAGCAGGAUCUCGGAUUCCUCCAGAUGAUAAAGAUCUUAAUGAAGGCAUUGGGCAGCCUCUGCCUUCUCUACAUGAAGGAAGUUCAGGCGUUGACUUACCCCGCAGAACGGCCGCUCACCUGCUGGAGGAGAAAACAGCUUGUGUCUCUGCUGCCGUGUCCGAUGAGUCCGUAGCUGGAGACAGCGGUGUCUAUGAAGCUUCUGUCAAACAACCAAACGAAACGGAGGACACUGUAUAUAGUGAAGACGAUGCAACAACUCUAGAAGCUGCCCAGGUACAAAUAGGACUCAGAUACGACCAGGGCAAUUCCAGUUUUGUGAUAAUCAUUGUACGGCUCCGAAAUCUCCCAGCCUUCUCUGUCCCCCUUGGCUCCAAAGUGUACAUCAGAGUAGCUGUACUUCCCUCCUCCAUGGACACCAGCUGCCUGUUCCGCACAAAAGUCCAUCCUGCCAUGGAAACUGUUCCAUUCCACGAGAUAUUCCGAGUGGCCAUUUCCCAAGGGACGCUGCUGCAGAAGACACUGAGAGUAGACGUGUGCUCUGUGGGCAGGAGCCGUCGGGAGGAAUGCUUGGCUGGGACUCAGAUCAGUCUGGCAGAUUUAUCAGUUUCUGAUGAGGCUGGUGCUCUGUGGUACAACCUGUUGCCUUGCAGGCAGACCCCUGGCAAAAAACCCAAGGAACAAAACGAAGAAUCCAUGUUUCUGUUGAGCAAACAGUCGUCGGAUGCGUUGGACCUGGAUGCUGUGUCAGCUCUGCUGGAGAGGACAUCUGCUGAGCUGGAAGCAGUAGAGCAAGAGCUGGCUGAAGACGACGAUGAGGAAGAGGAGGAGGAACAGGAGCAAAGGGGCUCUGAGGAAGACUGGCUAGAAAUGCUCGCGGAAGCCUCCGAUGAAAUUGCAGAUGAAGAGGAAGAUGGGAUGAAGCUGGUGGCAGAAGGCAGCUGUUCUGACAACGUGGGGUUCCUCGUGGACACAUCAGAAAGGGCUCAGGACAAGGACAGAGAGAGCAGCGAUGAGGCCCAUGAAGGCCAGCGAGCUGCUGUGAUACUGACACUGGUUGAUAAAGAGACUAACACGGAGGAGUCGGUGAAGGAGAAGGCAGCGGUCCGACCCAAGGACAGAGCCAGCUGGAGCUCCAGACAGCGUCCCUUUGUCAGGAACAGCAUGAUCGUGCGCUCCCAGACCUUCUCUCCAGGCGAGCGGAACCAAUACAUCUGCAGGUUGAACCGCAGUGACAGCGACAGCUCCACAUUAGCCAAAAAGUCUCUCUUUGUGAGAAACGCCACAGAGCGGCGGAGCCUGCGAGUGAAACGGCCUGUUUGCCAGCCCAUCAUGCGCAGGGCUACGCAGGAGCGCCCCGUCCGCACCUCCCUGGACUUGGAGCUGGACCUCCAGGCCUCACGCACCAGGCAGAGCCGCCUCAACGACGAGCUGCGGGCCUUGAGGGACCUCAAACAGAAGCUGGAGGAGAUGAAAGGCAGAGGAGAGACAGACCUUCCCCUCUGCGUGCUGGAGGACGAGCGGUUCCAGAAACUCCUGAAACAAGCUGAAAAACAGGCUGAACAGUCGAAAGAAGAACAGAAACAAGGUUUAAGCGCCGAGAAGCUGAUGAGGAAAGCUUCCAAGGACGUGUGCCGGUUACGGGAGCAGAGCCAGAAAGUGCCACUGCAGGUGCAGUCGUUCAGGGAGAAGAUGGCCUAUUUCACACGGGCAAAGAUCAGCAUUCCAGCCCUCCCCGCUGAUGACGUAUAAUUCUGCAUUCUCUAUUUUUUUUUCCACUUGCUCAUCUCUUUGCAGCUGAACUUUGUCGUUCCAGUGACCCACUUUCAAAGAGCUCCUACGUUACAUUCGCUCUCCGUGUGUUUAUUUGUAAGAUACAGUGAAUUGAAUUGUUGUACGCUUGAAAAAAAGAAGAAAAGGCAAAAAAAAACCCAAACCCCAACCACUGGAAAAACCAAAGUAGAUGAAUUUUGGGAUCCUGCUUUUUGUACAGUUUGUAUGUAUUGCGUGUGUUUUUAUUGUGUAAAGAUGGAACAAAGGAACCAAGGCAGUACUGAGCACCUGUCCUGUUGAACCGCACUGCGCUGAGAAACAAUUACGUUCAACAGAACCUUUAUCUUCUCCCUGUUUUCCUGUGAGCAGACUGUGAAGGUGGCUCUUUGGGCCAUGCAAUAUUUUUCUACAAGAGUGGGACUUUUCUAGUUUAAAGUUAACCACAUGCGGAAGCUCCUUUCCAAAACAUCCAGGCUGCCUCACGCCAGCUGCUAAUUAGAUUCAGCACCCAUGCUGGAAUUUUGUUUCUGAAAACAAAUUUCUUCUGGUUUUGUUUUUUGUUUUUUUUUUUGUUUUUUAAAAUACUUUGUAGGAAGAGAGUUGGGAGUUUAGAUUUGUUGAAUGUACAGUUCUUUAACCUGCACUAAAAGGUUUCUUGCGUCUGCGGGAGGGUGAGAAAGGCAAGGCAGGCAAGUAACCCUAAAAAAAAAACUUACUAUGAGACUACCAAAAGGGGCAGCUGCUUUCUGAACUGGAAGCUGAAUUAAACUCGUAAUAUCAGCAUUGACAUCAGCAUAGUUAUAGCCACUGAAUGCUUAAAAAGGAGAGUUUCUCUGUGUUAAGCUUUUGUCCUAGAGGCUGUCUCGCUGCCAGCUAGGAAUAGGUAAAAGUAUUCCUUAGGAUUCCAAAUAUGAAGAUGUUUUCAUUGAAGUGUUUGCACCAGGAGAAACAUCUAUCCCGUACCAACUGAAAGACCAGCAACCUUAUUGGUAAGAUAAGCUCUGUCUGGAAAGGAAAAGUUCAUGAUUAGAAAUCUUCACAUAUCUCAGUACAAUAAAUAGCAUUUUUAAAAAUAUACCCCCUUGACCCCGUGUGCAGCUGAGGGUGCAGAGGUUUAACAGAUAGACAUGAAGAGGAUGGUUCUGUCUGAUGUGCAGGAUCCUGCUGGGAGGAGGCAGCACCUUGGAUUCCUUCUGGAAGAAGCCUGGAACAGCAGCUGUUGGGGUUUCUGGUGUUAGGUGCUGUGUAAGGAGGUGGACACUGCAGCUGACAGAAUUACUCCAUUUUCUACUUCAGAUGUUGCACUCGGGUGUAUUUAAUUCACCGAUUUAGCAUUUUCUUCCCCAAACAAGUAGCCACCUACGCACGGACUUCAUUUUUCAAAGAAAAGGCUAUAAUUCCUUGGUGAGAAGACAGAAGCAAAUCCAAGCAGAGUGUGGUGGCAGCUGUCCCCAGUUCAGAGUGACAGCUGUGUGAGGAGAGGGCUGUGUCACCCCCCAGGGGUUUCUGAAGCACAAAUACAUCAGGGGGUCUCGGAAACGUCCGGCCAAACGCGCUGUUUGGGGCAAGGGGACUGAGGGAACAGCCUCUGCCGACGCCCCCUUCGGUUGGUGUUUCUUGGGUUUGAGAUCGCCUCCGGGUUUGAAAGGUCAAUUUAAAAAAAAAAAAAUUAAAAAAAAAGAAGAAACAAAUCUGGAAUUAUUUAAUGUAGAGGUGAAAUGAAGGUUGACAGUUUCAACUUCUCAAUUUGAUUAUCUAAGUUGUUUGUAGAAUGACGUUUAGAGGUGUACUUUAUGAUUAUUUUUUUUCUUUUAUUUAUUUACAGUCUUAUUUAUGUUCUGUCUAAUAUAGUUCAGUUCUGGCCAUAAAAUAUUUGAUGUUAAGGAUGCUAUUGUGAAAAAUAUUUCCAGCUGUCUUAAGUUCUUGCCAGAUGAGCUGUUUCUCCUCGCGUGUUGAAAUAAUUGUCAAAACAAGUGUUAUCAUUGGAUUUGUAAGCAUGAGGUAAGGUCAAAAUUAAAGUAUUGCUGCAAAUCUCAUUUAAAAACGAGAGGCUUCCCCAAUUUGGAAAACGAGGAGCAUGAAUAUGUUUAAGUUAAAUGUAUUUAUAGGCAGCUUUUAGCAACUAUGUAUUUGGAGUUUUGGGGUUGUUUUUUUUAAACUAAUUCAGAUUAUUCACACUUGAAACCCUCAAUAGAAUAAGCUAAAAUAAUACAUACAAAUAACCUCCCCCCCAUCAGUUUGAAAUUAUAAAUAUUACUCUUGAAGUGGAAUUUAUUCUGCACAGCAGGGGAUAACGAAUGUAAUUAGUUGUAUUUCCAGGUACCAAUGUCACUGCAGCUCCAUAUAUCAAAAUCUAAAUAUUACUGGUACAAGAAUAUUUAGCCAAAUGAGCAAAGUUUAGCAGAAAUUGUAAUAGAACACAAAUAAUUUUAAGACUUUUUUUUUUUUUACUAUUGCUAUGUUUAUACUGUAUUAAAUAUCAAAUGCUCAGGACUGAACUAAAUAUUUAAUCAGGUUAUAUUCUGAAUGUGUUUCUGUUCUAAUUUUGUCUGUAAGAGUAUGCAAAUACAUCCCAUAGAUUAACUUGUCUCUGCACUUUCCAUGUGUUUCAGUGAUUGGAAAAUACAUUAUUUUUUUUUUUAACAAA